This is a messenger RNA of Mya arenaria, 5911 nucleotides long. RefSeq lists its product as uncharacterized. Gene Ontology annotation, cellular component: cytoplasm; nucleus. The transcript has 19 exons. The record is from RefSeq and is a predicted model, not a curated record. Lineage: Eukaryota; Metazoa; Mollusca; Bivalvia; Myida; Myidae. Gene Ontology annotation, molecular function: calcium ion binding; protein serine/threonine phosphatase activity. The coding region runs from base 94 to 2493 and encodes 799 amino acids.
AAAUAAUUCAUUAGACCGUAAACAAAAAAUGACAAAUUUACUCAAAAUGAAAAGUUAUAUUCUCUUUAUAUUUCCUUGAUAAAUUUAGCAAAAAUGACAUCUGAAUUUGUGAGCGUGCUGAUUCCACGGACUGUAGACAACAGAUAUCUGUUGAUAAAUAUCCGUGGAAACGGCCUGUGGUUCCCGACUGCGGAACGGCAGGGAGAUGAGUCGAUGAAAACUGUUGCUUGUAGCCUUGUUGAAGAGGUGAGUGGACAGAAGGCUGUUUUGAAAGGAGUUCUACGUACUCAAUUUACAAGAUUAGGUGGGACAAUUACAAAGAUCCACUUAUUCUUCUUGGCUAUUCCAAUAACAUCUAUAGAAAAGUGUGCAGCUGAUGCAGUAUGGCUGUCAGAUACUCAGAUGGAGCAGCACUUGGAUGAUAUACAGCCUCUGUUGCUUGGCCCUGAACCCAUGAAGAUGGCCAACCUGAUCAAGGACAGCUCUGGUAUAAUACCACAGACAUCACUAAGUGAAAACACAAUGGAGUAUGUCUCUGUAGACUCCGAGUCCUCCCAAAUCUCUCCCCAAGAAUCACUCGUGAAAUCCUCUAAACUGGGAAGGAAAGAACAAGAGCUGUUGCACGAGGAGUUUAUGGAACUAGUUCAUCCCAGUCACUUCAUGAACAAAACCUUGUUUAGCAAGUAUAUGGAGCUGAAGGGAGCCAGGAUGGAUCAAGUAGACCAUUUGUUCAGGGCAUUUGAUGUUCACAAGCGUCGUUACUUGUCGUGUAAGGACGUAUUGCUGGGUCUAGCUGCCAUGGAGCCGAGCACACAACACGGGGGUAUGCCUGCAGAGAUGAGGUGCCGAUACAUCUUCCGAUUCUAUGACAGGAACAUGGACGGAAAUCUUCAGUUUGAUGAGUUCAAGCGUUUGGUGUUUGACAUCCGCCAGAACAAGGGUCUGUCCACAGAUGAGAGUGCAGUAGAUGAAGAUGCUCUAAAUAGUGCCAGUGUUUGUAUUGAAGGGUUAUUUGGCUCAGAAACCAAAGAUAGGCUGCCUCUGGCAGAUUUCCUUAGUGCAGUGGGUCAGCUUAAGUUUCGAGGAACCUCAGUAUUAUUUCGUCUUCCACAUUCAUGUACACAGUCACUGAAAAGCGUGGAUGGGGAUGAGAGCUUGUCAGACGGUGACAACGAGCCGCCAUCCAAACGAGGUCGCCACAAAAUCACCGACCCUAUCCGCAACCAUAAGAAACUGGGAAAUACGGGUCCAGGUCCAAAUAAUGACUUAUUCAAGCAACCAGAGGGUCGUCCAGUGACUGCCCUGUCCAGACAGAACCGGUAUGAGCUGGCCACACACACAGUGAAGGUGCGGCGGACAGGGGCACUGCAGGAGGUGAUGGCCAUCUGGGACCUACAGGGUACUGGAGCGAUCACCAACACAUCAGUGAGUCACCUAGAGGGGGACAUCUCCAGGUUCCAACGAAUGUCAUCCAUCGACUCCUUUAACCAGCGAUCUCACCCCAACGAGAUGUUAACGGGGCUGCGAUACUUCGAGAGAUCUAUCAAGGGGGAUAAUGGCACUCUUACAAAGAAUGUGUUUGAAUGGGGUCAGGUAGACAAGAGUGCCCUGGCCAAGUGCCUGCUGGCCUUGUGUCGCCAGAUCAAGGAAAUUCUCGAUGGCGAGCCACGCCUUCUCAAGCUCAAGUCUCCCAUGUACAUACUAGGUGAUAUCCAUGGUAACUACAGAGACCUUGUGUGUUUCGAGAAGACCCUGUGGAGAAUGGGGCCCUUGUUGACCCCCGCAUCUUUCCUCUUCCUGGGAGAUUACGUGGACAGGGGCGAGUUUGGAAUUGAGGUUGUUGCCUACCUAUUUGCUCAAAAAAUUCUUGCACCCAGCAAGUUUUUCCUGCUGCGAGGCAAUCAUGAACUCAGGAGUGUACAGGAAAUGUUCUCCUUUAAGACGGAGUGCUUGAACAAGUUUGGUGAGAGUAUUGGUCUACAGCUGUGGGAGGCCAUUAACGACUGCUUUGACGUCAUGCCCAUCGCAGCAACUGUCGAUGACAAGAUAUUCUGUGUGCAUGGUGGAAUCCCUGCCCCAGAGCUGGACGGAGGGCUUGUGGAGUCGAUCAACAAGGUGCCCCACCCACUGAAGAACCCUGAAGAUGAAAGCCCCCUGGCCUGGGACAUAAUGUGGAGUGACCCCAUCAGCCUUGAUGUUUUGACACCAGAGGCCAUUGUUGACCUAAAGGAGAACAAAGGUUUCAUCAACAACACCCGACGUGGCACUGCCCACUUCUUCAGCUGUGAUGCCCUUAUCAGCUUUCUGGAGAGGAAUGGCCUCACCCACGUCAUCCGGGCACACGAGGUCCAGGAGGCUGGAUUCCAGGUGCAGCAGCAAGGCAAACUGUUGACAGUUUUCUCCUCUUCCCACUACUGCGGGGGUAGCAACGAGGCCGCAUGUGUCCUCGCAGACAGUUUCAAACUGCGCAUGAUUCGUAUAGACACAAGCUGAGAUCAGUAUUCACAGUGCAGGUGCUUCAGAACCCUGGUGACACAUAUCUCAUCAUCACUCGGCAGUUUUCAUAUUUACUGCUGUGAAGAAAGCAUGUCAUAAUCAAAAGCUGAUGACUCCAUGACUCCAUCUUGCAGCGAUGCCAAAGAUUUAUUUCUAUCUUAAAAUAAACCUUCACAUGUACUACAGAACAGUUUAUCUACAUGCAAAGGUUAAAAGUAGUAGAACUAAAUAUCACCCAGUGUUAUCUUCAUUUUUUUCUUAAUCCAGUCAAUUAGUCAAUUACAUGAAUGUUGACCAGAAUCCUUCAGAUUGUUCAUUGGAAUGUUUUACUUAUUGAGGACUUUUACUCAACCAUAGCUGAACAGUAUUUUUUUGUUGUUGAUAAUAUUGUAAUAUUGCCUACCAUCUUCCACAAUAUUAAUGUAUAACUUGUAAAUAUGUGUAGCUGAUUUCUAUCUAGUAUUUAUUUAAUGAAUAUGAAUUGUGCUGGCUUCAAGAGUUUAAUUGUUCAGACAUUUUUACUCUGUCAGUUUUUCAAAUGAUUAUAUGAACAUUGAUAGUGAUUCUAUUUGUAUAUUAGAGUAGAGCAGUACAGACUGACUGAUGCACUUAUAAGAAAGAAUUAUUUGCCUAUUUUUGUACAAUCACAAAGCAGUAUUGUUUUCCACAAUUGCAAAACAGGCUAUCAUUAGAAAAAUCCUGGUGAUAAUUUUAAUCAUCAUGACCAUCAUCACUAUCAUCCCCACCAUCAUUAUCAUUGUCAACAUAAUCGUUUUUGUUGUCAUCACCAUCAUUGUCAUGAUCAUCUUAUCAUCAUGUCCUUAGUGACAAUAGAAAUAAAUUUCUGCUCAAGGUCACUCUUGAUGUCCUCAGUUCUGGAAUGUUUUACUGUUCUAAACUAGACAAACAGACUCUUGAAAUGAUUGUAUAUAGGUUUUAUAUAUUAUUCAUUGCUCAUAUUCAUUUCCAUGUAUAUUUUCUAGAAAAUCAGGUCUAUGUAUACACAUUUUUAGCUCUUCUGGCCAAAGGUAAGAAGAGCUCAUACAAUAGCGCAGUGUCCUUCGUCAGUAAGUCUGUGCGUGCAUCUAUAACAAUUGCUUGUAAACUUGAAAAUGUCUUCAGUUUUAUAUAUAGUUUAAUAUAACUAAUACAGUAGCUAGAUAUCUUUGAGAGUUCAGACUCAACUUGUACUAGCAAUGUGUCAGAAAAACUCAGGUUUAAUUCUGUUAUUGAGCUUGUGAAAGCAAUAGAGCCUUUAUUUAUUACCCAAUGUUUACUUAACUUCAACAGUAGUUGAUAUUGACUUAUUCACGAUUCCUUUCGAAAACCAGCCAGAUUUGUUCAUGCAUGGCUGGAAUAUGGUCCUUGUAAUUGUCAAAAAUGGCUUUAAAAUGGCUUGUGAACACAAUAGAGCCUCCGUUUCUUAUUGGAUUAUCACCAAACUAAGGCAAUAGUUAUAAAUUGAUGAGACCUCAGUUAUUUUCGAAAAACGGCCAGAUCCGCCCAGACUUGACUGGAUUAUGGCUCUUGAAAUUGGCAAUAUUUCUGUAAUCAAAAGACCCUCCACAUUCACAUUGCAUGUUUUAUGUGCAUUUUGUACCAGUAUGUUACAAGACUGUAAUGGAUGCGCACAUUAACCAACACGAAAUGUUCCGAGUGAACUAUCAGUAUGUUGCCAAUUACCCAUACUUACAUGCUACGGAAAAAUGACCAAACAAUGGGCCUCUUGUAGGAAUAUAUUUGGAAGAAAUGUAUGAUAUUUUUAAAAUAAACUAUUUGUAGUUCUUUUUAAGAUGGUAGCUGUUGUGCUGAAAGUUAAAAUGGCUAGUAUAUGUUAUUAUGUUGGAUCUAAAUAAGGUUUUUGGACAAUUGUUUGGAAUGCCACUGUAACAGGUGAUGUAGGACUUCUAGGUUAUUCAUGUUUCCUAGUCAGUAACUUUUGAGAAUGGUAGAAAGGCAUACUGUUAGUUGUACGUCAUUAUCAGUUAUAUAUUACAUGUGCAUGAGUUGUUCAGAUCUUCACUUAAACAUUUUAAGUAAGCCCCUUACUAUUAGCUUUACACCAGAUUUUAUAAGCAUGAACUAAUAGAUUAUUGUUGUUUUUAUUAGCAGCUAUUGUGUUGGAGCAAAAAUGUCUAAUACAAGCCAUUGCUCUUUAUAAAACUAAUUAAUUAUAAAUCUAGGGGUCGUUUUAAUCACAGGCCUUAAUGAUAAUUAAAUGAGAAUUAGUCGGGAAAUCCCCAUGUUAAAGACAUAAGCUCAAACACGGAAUACACGCAUCGUCCUUGUUAUGUUUUGUACACAUGUUUUUGUUAUUGUUAAUGAGAUUGUUGUUUUACUUUUUGGGACUUUCCAUACUUGCUGAAUCUUGUUACAUAGAAGCUGUCCAGAUAGUAUUAACUUUUAGCUUGCAUGUUUUUCAAAGAAAAAAUGUCAAAAGGAUUGUCAUAGCCUUAGUGUUGUAAAUUUGUGCCCAAAAACUUACCGUAAACCUUGGCCAAAAUCAAGUUCUGUUUAUAUACCCUGGCCAAAAUCAAGUUCGGUUAAUAAACCUUGGCCAUAAUCAAGUUCUGUUAAUAAACCUUGGCCAAAAUCAAGUUCUGUUUAUAUACCUUGGCCAAAAUCAAGUUCUGUUUAUAUACCUUGGCCAAAAUCAAGUUCUGUUUAUAUACCUUGGCCAAAAUCAAGUUCUGUUUAUAUACAUUGGCCAAAAUCAAGUUCUGUUAAUAUACCUUGGCCAUAAUCAAGUUCUGUUUAUAUACCUUGGCCAUAAUGGUCAUAAUGAAGCUCUGUUAAUAAACCUUGGCCAUAAUGGCCAUAAUCAAGCUCUGUUAAUAAACCUUGGCCAUAAUGGCCAUAAUCAAGUUCUGUUUAUAAACUUUGGCCAUAAUCAAGUUCUGUUAUUCAACCUUGGCCAUAAUGGCCAUAAUCAAGUUCUGUUAAUAAACCUUGGCCAUAAUGGCCAUAAUCAAGCUCUGUUAAUAAACCUUGGCCAUAAUGGCCAUAAUCAAGUUUUGUUAAUAAACCUUGGCCAUAAUGAAGCUCUGUUAAUAAACCUUGGCCAUAAUCAAGUUCUGUUAAUCAACCUUGGCCAAACUCGAGCAAUGUUAAUCAACCUUGGCCAUAAUCAAUUAUAUUAUUUUAUAACUUGGUACUCUUAUUACCAAUUUCAAUAUUUACAGCAAGGCCCAGAAAUGUGACUUUAAUAUUUAUUUCUAAUGAAAAAAAAACAGAUGAGCUAUGGCGUUGGCCCUCGUGUUGUCUUCACAUACUGCAGGCCAAAUAUUGUACCAACAAAAUAUAUUCAUGUAUAUUUUAGUUAAAAAAAAUCUUCACUUUGUACCUAGACAUUUUCUUGUUAUAAUUAAACAAUAUGUUGGUCAAAUGUGUUUUAAAAAUAAAAUAAAACAAAGCA